Papilio machaon (common yellow swallowtail) is the source of this 444-nucleotide messenger RNA. RefSeq lists its product as uncharacterized. The transcript is spliced from 2 exons. The record is from RefSeq and is a predicted model, not a curated record. The coding region runs from base 54 to 416 and encodes 120 amino acids. Lineage: Eukaryota; Metazoa; Arthropoda; Insecta; Lepidoptera; Papilionidae.
GAAAUUGACAUUAAUUUAGGUUAUCAACUUACAUAAUAAAUAUUUAAAAGAAAAUGAUACAUAAAUGGUUUCAUAAAUUUGUCCGACGGACAACAAAGCCGAUUCCAGAAGAUCAGGCACUUUUAUGGAAACGUCGCCUCAGUUUAGCUUACGGAUUUGUUGCGUGGAAUGCAUUUGGUUUGCUUAUUUACGCCAUUUAUCAAGGCAAAGCGGAUUGGGCACAUUAUUAUGGUCUGAAAACAGACGAAGAGCAAUCCAUACCACCAGCAAGAGCAUGGGCGAAUACCUUAGGUAUAAAGAAUGCCAAAGUUUACAGAAUAUCUGGUUUCAAGAAAGUAGACGAGUAUGAUAUAGUUGAUGGACAAGAAGUGAGACAUAAGAAACCCAUAGUAGAUAGUGAGGAAUUGGAAAAAUAAACCCUAAUACUAAAUUAAAAGUUACAUU